Molecule: messenger RNA, 559 nt
Organism: Prorocentrum cordatum
Lineage: Eukaryota; Dinophyceae; Prorocentrales; Prorocentraceae
Source: the annotation of a GenBank genome assembly
AGCCCCCCGACCCGCCCUCGGCCCCAGCUCCGCGCGGCCUCGCGCGGCCCGCCGCCGCCCAGGAAGCUACCUGGACGUCUAGACGCAGCCCAUAUCGAGGAUGUCGGGUGCUGGCAGGGGCCCCGUGCAGCUGCCCAAGGGCAUCCUUCCGGAUGGCAUCUCGCUGCCUCCAGGCACCGACAUCAUGGAGUUCUGCCGCGCGCUGGCCGAGAGCGGCGCCGACUUCGCGGAGCAGUUCGACCGCAACUCGGCCACGUUCCACGGCGGCCUCACCACGGAGGUCCCCCUCGGCGGAGCCCGCGUGCCGGAGUCCAUGGGCGGCGAGAGCGCGGCCGACUGGAGGUCGCUGCCGGACGCGCCGAUCGCAAUCGAUGACGAUUUCGGCCCGGAGUAUCACGCCGCCGUGGCGGCGCAUAAGCGGUUGGGCGAUUGCAAGAAGGCCAUCAGCGUCCUCAACAAGCCGGUCGAGAUGGCGAUGAAGUUGCGGGUGCAGUACAACGAUGCCCAGGGCGAGGACAAGACCGCCUGGGAGAGCCGCCUGAAAGGCGGCUGCCUGCGG